This is a messenger RNA of Psilocybe cubensis, 4911 nucleotides long. RefSeq lists its product as uncharacterized. NCBI's taxonomy places the organism in Eukaryota, Fungi, Basidiomycota, Agaricomycetes, Agaricales, Agrocybaceae. The transcript has 7 exons. The coding region runs from base 1 to 4911 and encodes 1636 amino acids. The record is from RefSeq and is a predicted model, not a curated record.
AUGUCCCUUCUCACCCCUCCCAACUCGUCCCAUAGAGCUGACAAGGAGAAAGAGAACAAAUAUCCAGCGCCAGUCGCUGGGCCAUCGACGCGCUCGGUGGUAUGGGCACCCCAAAAUUCGAUACACUGCCUGGGCACACCUCCAAAGUCUACAGCCAUCUCCUCGCGACACCGUCCGAAUGCUUCUAAAUCCAUUCUCAAGAAGUCGUCGAAAAUCAACAUGCUUGAGCUGCCAGCAGCUCCCAAGCCGCGCGACGUCACUCCAGAACCCUCCGACCCUCUCGUAGACCUAAAUUAUCUCGCCCACCCGGUGAACCUCAUACUGUCCAACGGAGGCCCUGACCAAACAGAAUCUCUAGCCGACCUCAUUACGGGAUACAACAUCCUGGCGGCACGACUUCGAAGUGGUGUCUCAGACGUUACGGAUGGAGAUGCGUCGUGGCCCUUGUUCCAACCCCUACGGAAGAAUGCUCAGCAGUUUGUAGAUGCUGUAGUACGUGAUAUUGGUCGGGCACUAGUAGACCCACUACUACUCAUGGCCAGCUCAAGGGACGAAUGUGCCAUGGAAGUCCCAAAAUUCACCCUGCCAUCACCGCGAAAGAGCCCGACGAAAAAGAAGGGCGGCAUGACGGAAGAACAAGUCAAGUACGCAAGAGAUUUGUGCACGACCUCUCAUUCAGUUAUAAAGCUACUUGCUUUUAUUCUCGCUACUCCUGCUGUCUAUAAUGUAUUCCAAGAGAAACAACUCCGUCAGAUCUUGACAGCCAUCUUAGCCAUUCCAUUGGCAGAUGAGAUACCAACACCCAACGCGCGUAAAACCUGCGCACUUGCCAUUUGGCUCAUCCAAACACAACGUUUGCCUGCCAGCGUGCUUCAACCGGCUGCUGACAGAAUCGCAUAUGCGAUCCGUCGUGGAAUAGACGGCGAACUUGGAAAAGAGGGCAAGAAAGGCUCUGCCAGCGAUGGCUUGAAGGCUGUUCAUGAUCUAUGCGUAUAUUUACCUGCUGUUUUCAUUCCUGCAUUUACACCAUUACUACCUUCGGUAUUGUCGAAUUUACUCGCCAAUACUCUCACCCUCCGCACUCAAGCGUGCCAUGCCCUCGGCGGAUUCGUUAUUGGAUCGACAUCGCCUUCAGUGCCACACUCUGUCACGCACACCAAAAUCGCCGAAAUGGUCGCUGCAUUCCUCACCACUGUCACGUCUCCAAAUCCCAAAUCGCCGUCAAAGGCACAAGAAGCCAUGAUCGUCAGGACACUGCGCACAACGAUAAACGCAACCGAGCCUGCGCACGUUGCGCAGGGUCCUGUCUGGGCCGUGUGCGUCCUCGCUAGUUUCGUCGCGCUGCUACGCUCGAAACUAUGUGCAGAUGCGAAAGUGAAUCGGAUCGUUUCUGCGUUGCUGAGUCUUGCGCUCCGACAUAAGAAGAGCUCUGUGCGUGCACUGGUGUGCAUCGCGUGGCGAACAGUGACGUGGUCGUACUUCCAGCCGCCGUUGAUUGCAGACACGGAGGAAGGAGAGGAGGAGGUGAUAAAAGAGGACGAAGAGAUAGCAGCUGAGAGAGAAAUGCUAGAUCAUGUAAAAAAGGUGCAUUGUAAAGUGAUGAUGACCGUGGUGGACAUGCAGGCGGGGAUUUCGACGAUCGCUGCGCUUCUCGGGGAGGACACGGAAAAGCUAGACGAUGCCCACCGCGACCCCGAUGAACCUCUCCGCCUCUCGCUCGACAUUCUCAAUACAAUGACGCUCCGAGGCGGGCACCCAUGUAUAGACGCGAUCGACGCGCUGAGGCAUAUCACGUCAAUCACACGUUCGGGCCAUGAAGUGCCGGCAGACUGGGAUUUGGCGCUGUUGUUGCCCCGCGGUUUGUUCGCUGCCAAUCCGGGGUUGCUGACAGCCGAGUUUAAGAGUUUGGGUGCGGCUGUGAGGCCCCUAUAUGAUCAGGUUGCACAGACGGGGGAUGUGAGGCUAUUGACAAGGGAAGAAAUAUCGAGAGACUGGGUGUGUGAGGGCUUGUUGAAGAGUUGGAGAAAUGUCAUUAGGCAGCUGGAGAUGUUUGAUGAGGUUCAUUCUGCUCCUGAAAAUCUCGUGGAGAUUUGGACAAAUGUGUUGGAAGCGAACGUUAGCCUUCUGCAAGAAAGCGACGACGACGCGACCAUCAGCAAUUUUGCGACCAAAGCUGUCAAAUAUCUCAUUGAAAUUGCACAGGACCCUCAACUCGAUUUCAGACCCAAAAAGCCAACCGAACAGCAGACCGCCGCGGCCACUUUGGACUCUGACGACACCAUUCCCGACACGGGCAGCACGACGUGCACCAAUGCCGAGUUGCGUCUUCGGGUGAUAUACAGCCUUUGGAACGCGAUGAAAUCUGUGUUCCCCGUUGGACUUCUUUCACAGGCGGGUGAAGAGCUUCUCGAGGCGUUUGUAUGGGGUCAAAAUUCGCUCGUGCCGGAGAUCGCGCGUAUGACUACAAGCCAAACAGAGGAAGGGGAAGAGCUGGGCGAGCGCGCGCGAGAGGCGUGGGUGGGUAUGUGUGUGGAAGUGCUGACUGUGUGUGAAGUGGAAGCGUUCAAGAUGUUCUGGGGAGUGGAGACUGAGGAGGAUGUGAGGCAGGGCAAGGAGAUGAAUAACUGGAUUUGGAAUAGGGAUUUCUCUAGGGCUGCUUGGAGAAGUGCUACGAAGAGGUGGAUGGAAAACAAGGGUGGCUGGGAGGCGUGUGUCGUUUUACUUGGGUUGCCGUUCAGUGAUCGCCAUUGCUGGAAUGUCAUCGGAGCUGAUUAUGACCUCUGGGAACAGUUGCUCGAAUACACUACAGAUAAGGCGCUCGACGACGCCGACCUCGACACCGCAAGUGUACUCGACAAAGUCGCCAGCUUCGUCUCGCAUUUCCAAACACCCGGUUUAUACUCUGCACCCUCCACGCGCCUUGUCGACUUGCUCAUUUCACAUCUCGAACCAUCCAAAUGGCAUGACUUGCCUUUACAGGUCCUCGAGCUGGCGUCGUCGACGAUGCGCGCGACCUACCCACCCGAACCGCGCGUCAAGGGCGUGUCGAUGUGGAUGGCGCGUUCAUUGGCAAAUUUGAUUGAGAACUGCCCGACGCAAUUUUGCUUGAGGCUGAUGGAGGUGCUGGAUGAAGGGUUGUGUUUAUGGCUGGCAGAUGAGUGUGAGGUGUGGUCGGAUCAUGAGCUUACUUAUGAUAUCAUCCCUCUGUAUCAGCACAUUCUCGUCAGGAUUCAAGUCCUUCCCGAGUCAAUGGAGAACCUAGACAAAUUGAGCAACAUCCUCGACUCGAUAUUCCUGAACAAAGUGCACGCCGUUGCAGCCGAGUCGUUCUUGGACUACUGGAAGUUGACCUAUGCUCGCAUGAACGUCCCAGAAAGCGAGCUCCCCACUGCUAUCACACAUUGUCUGCAAGCCGUUGGUCUCCUAGCACCCCCUACACCUACCACUCCUGAGCCGACAGCGCCAACUGCACUCCCUCUUGCGGCUGCGUUUAUUCCUUCGUCUCCGCGUACGCCGAUUGCGGCAUCGUUCUCGACGCCCCCGACUGCCAUCAUCAAGCGCGAAGCUCUAUCCCGAGUAGCGUCCCCACAGCGGCCUCAUAAGGUGUUUGGAGCGUUCCCAAUUGUUCCUUCGACACCGAUGUCACCUAGUAGACGAAGGCGCUCGAGUGGUACGUCGUCGGAAGGUAUGAGGACGCCGUUGUCUGCGAUUCAGCUGUGUACAUCUCCUGCGAAGAGACGGAGGUUGAUGUCGGAUGGGGAUGAAAGCUCCAGGAAGAGCGACAAGGAGAAUAUGUUUAUGGAUAAGGGCAAUGUUCCUGUUGUCGCGUCCGUUACGGAACGCAUUGCGGAGUUGAAGCCCAAGGGGAAGAAGAGGAGACUGAGCGAUGAAGAGGAUGAUCCUGAUUACGUUCCUGAGUGCGCGCCGGCUUCGUCGACGGGAUCGGGUAAGAAGCUGAAGGGGAAGAUGAAGCCCAAGGGGAAGCCUGUGGCGAAGAAGGCGAGGAUACCGACGUCGCCUGUGCCUAGUGUGACUGGGAGUGUGAGCAGUAAUGAGAGCGAGGAUGAGCGUCGGUGGGUUGAGGCAGCUCUAAUUUCUGGGUCGGAUGUGCCUUUCCCCAAGAUGGGCAAUGUGGACGAUGAGAAAGAAGAGGCGAAGGAGGAGGUUGCGGAAAGAGACUUUGCGGUCAGGAAUCCGAUUGUGUAUGGAUCUGCGUCAAAAUCCAGGGCUACCACCGUUUGCCCGAGUGAUGAUGAAGCGUCUAGUUCGACAGCGGCGGAGUUGGCGACGCCCACUACCCCUACCAACAACACUCGUAAGAUCGACUUUACAAAGAUUCCAAGACGGGCUGCGAGCAAUCCUGGUCCACUGCUAGGCAGCUGCACGUUGAAGAAGAGGAAGCGACCUCAUUCUGCGGAUGGGAGUCUGGACUCUGAACAAAAGGAUUGCUACGGCUUGAGCUCGAUGAAGCCAUUACCUGCACUUGCACUCUCGAUGCCACCGCCCAAACCUCGCAAACUUCGGCCGAUAUUCAAAAUGUACACGUACCCUCUUUCUUCAGACUCUGAUCAUCCCGCUUCUUCCUGCAUGUCAUCCGAUGACGAUCCGCAUCUGGGACAAGUCACUCCGCACCAUAUUACAUCUCCAGAUUUCAUCCGCAAGGCACCUUUUGUGAACGUGUCAAUGGGGUCGAGCAAGAAGAUGUCGGCGAGCAAGGCAGCUAUUCUGAAAGAGCUGUUUGGGGAAGAGAGUCCGAGUCCGGAUUCAAAGCCAACUUAUCCAGGGAGCGAUGAUUCGAUUAUGUCUGAUGAGUCGCCGGUCAAGGGGGUGGUGAGCAGGCAAAAGUUGCAGAGGAUGGGGUCGGAUUCGUUGAUUGGUGGUUAUGGCAAGAGUAAAGCUUUCGUUUGGUGA